GUACCUGCAUGUAGUUAUCGUGACUUGGAUCGAGAACGAGAUCGCAGAAGCGUGAGUCCUUUUAGACAUGGAUAUAAUCAGGAUGAAAGAGAAAGAGAUGGAAGGAGGUACGAUCGAAAAAGUCCACAAAGAGAUUAUCGAAGAGAAGCAACAUCUUCACGUCAUGAAGAUCGUCAUGUAAGAAGAGAUGAUCGUUAUUCUCAACGAGAUGGCUAUCACAGAAGAAGGGAUCCAUCUCCUCCCACACGACAAGCAAGAAGGGAUGAAGAAGAGCGUAAACAGAAACGACAAAAAGAGAAAGAAGAAGAAGAAGAGCAGCAAGUAUCACUGGCAGCUGCUGAUGCUAAAGCAAAGCAAGAACUAGAAGAAAGAGCUCAAAAUGGUGAUGAAGAUGAAGAAGAUAUGAUGAAAGCGAUGGGAUUCGGUGGAUUUGGUACAAAAAAGGGUAAAAAAGUACAAGGCAAUCAAGCGGGAACGGCAGAAGUACGAAAAGAGUGAACAUGGAGACAAUAUAUGCAACGUAAAGGUGGAUUUAAUCGACCAUUGUCACCUGUUCGCAAAGGAUAGAUCAGUGGAGACAAGCAAAUGCAGAUGGAUGAUGUCAGCCAAGACGUUCAAAUUGGAAACCGUUGGGAAGCCAUCUUGUGCGUGGGUUGCAUUGCCGUUUUAGAUUUUGCACUUGUAAAGUAUCCGACUGGUUCAUGACACGUCAAGCGAAGGAUCUUUCUGUGGAUCAUAUUGAUUUGCAAA
This is a messenger RNA of Meira miltonrushii, 750 nucleotides long. RefSeq lists its product as uncharacterized. NCBI's taxonomy places the organism in Eukaryota, Fungi, Basidiomycota, Exobasidiomycetes, Exobasidiales, Brachybasidiaceae. Gene Ontology annotation, biological process: RNA splicing. The record is from RefSeq and is a predicted model, not a curated record. The transcript is spliced from 2 exons. Gene Ontology annotation, cellular component: precatalytic spliceosome. The annotation marks the transcript as partial.